Perca flavescens (yellow perch) is the source of this 930-nucleotide messenger RNA. RefSeq names its product olfactory receptor 52N5-like. Gene Ontology annotation, molecular function: olfactory receptor activity; odorant binding. Gene Ontology annotation, biological process: detection of chemical stimulus involved in sensory perception of smell; G protein-coupled receptor signaling pathway. The coding region runs from base 1 to 930 and encodes 309 amino acids. The transcript has a single exon. Gene Ontology annotation, cellular component: membrane. NCBI's taxonomy places the organism in Eukaryota, Metazoa, Chordata, Actinopteri, Perciformes, Percidae. The record is from RefSeq and is a predicted model, not a curated record.
AUGGACAAUGCAACUUUCAACAUGGAUAUUCUCCAGCUGGAGGGGUUAAAGGUCAGCCCUGAGUCCUCCUUUCCCGCCUUCAUCCUCCUCCUCCUCAUCUACGUCUUCAUCAUGGUGUCCAACAUCGGCCUGGUGGUGCUGAUCUUCAUGGAGCGGAGCCUCCAGGAGCCCAUGUAUCUACUCUUCUGCAACAUGAGCAUCAAUGAUGUUUUUGGCGCCACGACAAUCAUCCCUCGCAUCUUGAGUGACAUUUUUACUCCAAUCCCAGACCGGUACAUUCAUUAUUACGAGUGUGUAGUUCAGGCGUUUUGUGCUCACUUUCAUGCAGGCAUCUCUCACACGGUUCUGAUUAUCAUGGCCUUUGAUCGUUAUGUGGCUAUCUGCAACCCACUGCGGUACGCCACCAUUAUGACCAACAGGGUGGUAGUGGCGCUGUCAGUGUCGGCGUGGUGCGUACCUUUCUUUUUGGUGGCGAUCGUCAUAAUCCUCAGCGUCCGUUUGUCACGCUGCAGGCGCUCAGUAACCAACCCGUUCUGCGACAAUGCUUCCUUGUUCAAGCUGUCAUGUGAAAACAUUCUCAUCAACAACAUCUACGGUCUCGGCACCGCCAUGCUCACGAUGGCGUGCUCGCUCUGCAGCGUCAUGCUCACCUACCUAAGGAUUGCCAUGGUGUGUUUGAGUAGUAAGAACAAAACUCUGAACAGCAAAGCGCUGCAGACCUGUGCCACCCACCUGGCCGUGUACAUCCUACUGCUUUUGUCAGGCAACAUCAUCAUCAUCUUCCAUCGUUUCCCCGACUUAUCGGACGAAAGGAAGCUUGCAUCCAUCUUGUUACACGUGGUUCCUCCUUCCCUGAACGCUGUUAUCUACGGACUGCAAAUCAAAGCGAUCAGAGAACAAAUUUACAUAAUAUUUACGAGGAAAAAAUGA